GCGACGAUGCAUUUGUCUACCCGUUUGAUUACCGCAAAACGUGUCAGUAACGAAGGAAUGCGAGAGGACGAGUGAGUUUUUUUUGGGCAAUAACUAAUAACAAGGAUGAGAAUAGCCUAAUGAAAGUGUUUUUUCAUUGACAAACGAGAGUUGAAGAGGCUGAUUUCGACUGGAUUGUUUGUCUUCUAGUUUCACUGUACCAAUCAGUUGAACCUGAAUCUAUGACUAUGACACUUACCAAAAUUCUGUCAUUAUCUAAAAGACGGAUGUCCGUGUUAUUGUUCUACGGACUGUGGCUGUACCUGAACGCUUUUAAAUCGGCCGAGGCGAUCCAUCCCGACUGCGCCUCGGUGGCCCAUCACAUGCAGGCUCGGGAAGCCUGCAUGAAGACUCGCAAACAGGAGAGCCGCAACCGAUCCACCACGACAGGCUGCCGGACGGAGUGGGACGAUAUUCGCUGCUGGUACCGUGCCGAGGUUGGCCAGGUCGUUAGCGUCUCCUGCGCUAACGUGUCCCAGCUCUUUGCCAACAACCAAGGUUACAUCUACAGGAACUGUACGAAGGAGGGCUGGACAGACCUGCACCCGUCGUACGAGGAGGCCUGCGAGUUUGCCGAGGACGCGGAGACCGAGAGCGAGACGACGUACUUCUCGACCUUCCAACAGGUGUACACGGCGGGCUACGCCACCUCCCUCAUCACCCUCAUCAGUGCCAUCUUCGUGUUCACCGUGUUCAGGAAGUUCCACUGCACCAGGAAUUACAUCCACAUCAACCUGUUCUCCUCCUUCAUCCUGAGAGCCAGCGCGGUGUUCGUCAAAGAUGGGGUGCUGUUCGCCGACGAGAACCUAGACCACUGUAUCAUGUCGACGACUUCCUGCAAGUCGGCGGUGUCCUUCUUCCAGUUUAGCAUCCUGGCUAACUACUUCUGGCUCCUGGUGGAGGGCAUGUACCUCCAGACUCUGCUGGCCCUCACCUUCGUCUCCCAGAAGAAGUAUUUCUGGUGGUACACUCUCAUCGGCUGGGGUCUCCCAGCUGUUAUACUGAUGGUGUGGGUCCUGACGCGCAACUUUUACGAUAACCGAGGAUGUUGGGAUGACACGGAUGUGGCCUUUAUCUGGUGGAUCAUCAAAGGGCCCAUCACUGCAUCACUGCUGGUCAAUUUCAUCAUCUUCAUCAACGUGAUUCGAAUUUUGGUCCAAAAGCUCAAAUCUCCCGGUGUUGGAGGGAACGACGCCAGUCAUUUCAUGAGACUGGCCAAAUCCACUCUGUUCUUGAUCCCUCUGUUUGGGAUGCAUUACAUGGUGUUUGCCUUCCUACCAGAGAACACGGGAGAGGAGGCCCGUAUCUUCAUAGAACUGGGCCUCGGCUCCUUUCAGGGCUUCGUUGUGGCUCUGCUGUACUGUUUCCUUAACGGAGAAGUCCAAGCAGAGCUGAAGAAGAGGCUAUGGAAAUGGCAGACUCAGGGCUACAUGAGCUACAGUAAGCGGCGUCGCACCCUGUUCACCGAGAGCAGCACCGUCACCCAGAUCUCCGUCCUGGAGAAGUCCAGCCCCAAGGAGCCGCCCAACACGGACACCCUGGUCAACAACACUGUGUCCUCGGUCUGAAAGAAGGCAAAAACCCCUGCCUCUCUCUCUCCUCUUCAUCUACCUCUCCUCCUCACCCACAGCCUCCUUCUCCUCUUCCCCCUCUUCCUACUCCCCCUAACCCAUCUCUCUCUCCCCUUCUCUCGUGCUGCUUGGCCCUUUUAAAGAACGGAUUAUACCCUGUGGUGGCCAGACCUCAGAUAUUUCUCUGAAUGUUGAACGAAUGAGAAGUUUUGUGUCUUUGCUGAAGUGAAGGGUCACUGGAUAAGUUAAAAAGACUGUUCUUUAGGGUCCUUCUCGUGGCUCUACAUUGUGUGCCUGUUAACUAGUUCACGCAUUUUAUUUGAUGAUAACAAAAAUAUAUAUCGUUGAUUGGUUUCUAGAUUGGCCUGUGUAUUGCUAUGGUCAACGAUAAUGUUGCUAGUGAAUGCUUCAGGUUACCGUAAAGCAGCGGAAACAUUGCUUUAUUACCCUCCAGCUUCACGAGGACACAUACAGGAUAUGUCCAACAGGGCAAUCUGAAUGAGCGUGUUGUGCUUGAGUUGCUGCUCCAACUGACAGACAUUGUGAGACGGGCAGUGUGGCUAAUGGCCAGGCUCGCAUGGAGAAAGGCCUAUGAAUGAAGGAGGAAUCCCACGCCUGUUCCAUUUGUGUGAGGGCAGGUGUAGGUGAGGGGAGGCCGUCUGAACAGGUCCAGAUGGAAGGAACCAUCCAGAAGGCCCCUCUCACAAGGAAACAGUGUUCACAGUGAGACAGGGCUACCAUAGGGACCUCAUGAGACCUGUGACACCAUUCAAACACUGCCAGGGACAUUAGUUUGUAGAAAGAGCAGAACAUCAUGUAGUAUCCUCCUCAUCAACCAAACUGUACAGUACCGCUUUAACCUUACUGAUUUCGACUACAUGCAAGAUGUUGCACAGUGCAUUAGCGCACAUCUGGAGCACUAGACUGUAAAACGUGUUUUAUUUAAGAUUUUGAGGUUUUCUGUUUGAAAUUGUAUAUCGUACUGUCGUGCUGUUGUAAAUAGACAUGAAUGAGUUGUGAGGUGUGAGUGUGCUUUGCACAAUUUGUAAGCAUUGCUUCAAAACAUUUUACAAGGCAGGUUAACCUGCUCUAGGAUUGAGUUUGAAGCCUGUAUUUUUGUAUUGCAAAGGUAUGUACACUGCUGAAAGAAACAUUAUAAAUGGUAAAUAAGUGGUAAUCAAGUUAUAUUAUAAUUUAAAUAAAUCAAUAUUUUAUAUAUAUCAACUGAAAGAACACUUUUAAAAAGAAGACAUGUGUCACUAUUAGGUACUGUAUAUAGGAUAGUGUAGGAAACAGGUUUUAUGUCAAAAGAUUUGUUACAUUAACUAUUUGCAAAAGAACAACCCUCAAAUUGAAUGUUUAAUUUGUGAUGAAUGACAAUAUAUAUUCUAACAAGGAAAAAAACACUAAAGCUAAAGUUGUUAUUUUGUAAAGGGAUACAAAGAUAUUGUAUGCAGUGAAGCUACUGUAAAUUGGCUAGACAUAUUAAAUCCAGUAGGAUUAUUCCUAGUUAUUGGAUGAUUUUGUGUCUGAUUUGAAAGCAACAUCUGGCCACCAACUAUACACGCUAAUGAGACUGGAUAUGAUUGGCUUCAGCAAUGUUGCCAAAGCUCCGUUGAAUGACUAACCAAUCAUUAUCUUCACUCACUCCUUAUGUUUGUGAACCUUGUAGAACAAUACUGCCAGUCCACCCCCCAAACAAUACAGGGUCUGUGCUUAGAAACACGCUUUGCUUUACUUGUAUUGUAUGUAUUUUCAAUGGUCAGUGUAUAAAUGUUUAGGCCCUGGGUGAUUUGUUGGUGUGUAGGUUUGAAAGGACGAGGUUCAAGUGGCCGUAUAAGAAGAACUUCAUUAUGCUCGCACUGUCUAAGGCAAGCUUCACAUCUGCAGACACUGAAGGGUCACUAAUGGAUAGAGGUAAUUGGUCGUUUUCUGACUGGAUUAGGUAGUACUCCGGAUUUGCUGAUCAGAGAACUGUAUUUGUAGAUGGGUCACUGCGGCCUAAUGUUUUGAAAGACAGCCAUGGAUUUGCACUCCUUCAGAUAUCUACAUACAGUACCUUUGUAAACAAUAUCGUAUUAUUUGAUAGAUGUAAGCAGUGAUCUGAAAACCCGAAAGGAAACAACCAACAGUGCCUUCACUGUGUAUCUGGGUUUAUUUUAUCACCACUCUCUAAAAGGUAAUGCCUUUUGUUCAAACUCAUGAAUUAAAUUGUAUAAAUAAUCUUAAUUUGUACAGUAUAUAUAUAUAUAUAUAUAUCAUAUAUUAAUACGAGUGGUGACCAUACAUUGGUAUAUCAACAUUUAUAAUGAUGUGUACCACGUUUUUCCUCUGUACAUUGUAGCUGUGGAGUCCUAAGACAAUUACAUUGUUCAGAAGGAACUGCACACAGCUUUGCAUUGACUGUAUGAUUGUAAGCUGACAACACGAUCAAUUGAGAACA
Osmerus eperlanus (European smelt) is the source of this 4053-nucleotide messenger RNA. It is a transcript of the gene ghrhrb, whose product is annotated as growth hormone releasing hormone receptor b. The transcript is spliced from 13 exons. Lineage: Eukaryota; Metazoa; Chordata; Actinopteri; Osmeriformes; Osmeridae. Gene Ontology annotation, molecular function: G protein-coupled peptide receptor activity; vasoactive intestinal polypeptide receptor activity; peptide hormone binding. The coding region runs from base 222 to 1607 and encodes 461 amino acids. Gene Ontology annotation, biological process: cell surface receptor signaling pathway; adenylate cyclase-modulating G protein-coupled receptor signaling pathway. The record is from RefSeq and is a predicted model, not a curated record. Gene Ontology annotation, cellular component: plasma membrane.